CACUCAGGUAAAGUGCUCCUGGUCCUGUUUGGUGUUCGACAGUUGGAUCAGUGACUUCAUGGCAGAAACACAAGCGUGCAGUCAGACAGAAGACAGAAAGACGUUAAAGACAACGUACGUUGGAUUUGUGCAGAUCUUGAGGAUCUAGGACAUUUAAAGAAAAGAAUCACAGGCCGGAGCGAUGGAACAGGACAAACAGAAGGAGAAGUGCGGAAACAAUUCUGAGAGCAUGACGGAGGAGAGCUUCAUCAAAGACCUGUACUUCUUCAUGAAGCAGAGAGACACACCGAUAGAGAGAAUCCCUCACCUCGGCUUUAAACAGAUAAACCUGUACCUGAUGUUUAAAGCAGUGAUGGAACUGGGAGGCUAUCACCAGGUGACUGCACAGCAGCUCUGGAAAAAAGUGUACAACAUUCUAGGAGGAAACCCUCGAAGCACCAGUGCAGCGACAUGCACACGCCGACACUAUGAAAAACUCCUUCUUCCAUAUGAGUAUCACUUAGCCGGAUACGGAGAUGAGAUUCCCAUCAGGUUACCUCGACAACGCAAACGCUUCCACCCCGAGGACGAGUACAGCCAGGGCUCCAAACGUGCAGACUUCGCACACUUACACCAGUAUAAUCAGUACCUCCCACCCGGUCCCAUGUCUCUACCCAGCUACAUGGCCAUGUCCCUGCCCCCUGUCCCUUCCCUCAGCUCUCCACUUCAAAGUAGACCCAUGAUGUCCUACAUCCCUCCUUCGUCAGUGGACACAGGAAACGUUAGACAAUCACUGGACUUCCUGCGUCAACUUGCUCAGGAGUACAAAUCAUCCUCCGGAUGGACGGAGCCUCUGAACCUCAGCAAGAAACAGAGCAGGCUGGAGGCAUCCAGCAGCAUCCCAUCAUCGUUCACGUCUCCGGCCGCGACAAAGAAGGAACCCAAGUUUUUAAAUGAAGCCCCUCCACUUCAACAAGGCAAUCAGUCAGGAGUUUGUGAAGCUCUGACUCCUGCACCUGCAGUCAAAAAUCAGACCUUCAGGGUUGAAUCACCUGUGAUCAGCGUCACAUCUUCUUGCUCCAGCAGUCCAAACUUGUGGAAAGUGGCUCCAAGUUCCACUCCUCCUUCUCCUCCACCUCGUGCUCCUCCUCCUCCUCCUCCUCCUCCUCCCCCUCCUAGGCCAAAUUACCCCAGCACAGUCCAGACCAAAUAUACACCACAACAAAGUUUACCGAUGUCCAAAUCAGGAUCCUCGGCCACAUCUCAGCUGAGCCCUGGACCCAUAAGCCCUACUUUAGCGUUAGACCCAUAUGGAGGAAUGGAGAUCCAAAUUCCAUUGUCUUUGCUCCAGAAUCUGAUCAAGGAAGGUAUUUUGAACACUAAUCAACAUUAUUUACCCAGAUCCAAGCUCAAUGAAACUCCAUCACUGCCUGAAAGAAUGAGCUUAGAAACUAACACUUCUGAACCUGCAGAUAUGAGCCUGAAGAACCAAGUGAGAAACAUCAACAAGAGUGACAUCAGCGUGAAUGCCAGCAGGACAGCUAAUGAAAGACAGGCAGCUGAGAGCAAAUAUUUUGCGGUGAAGCCCUUGCAAGCACCUGCACCUGUUAAGUUUCCUUUUUACAAUUACGUUUCUCACCUUAAAUCUCAACCACAAAGUGGUUUUCAGGAGCAACCGAUCUGCACCAAGCAAGUACCUUCAACCAGGCCUCAGAUCUCCAGCAUACAGUAAGGAUGCAGCCAGGACUGGAACCAUCAACUCUGCUAUGAUGUCAGAACUGCACUGGAUAACGUGAAGCUCUUCAUAAUUGGCCAGAUCAAUCCAGAGCAUCUGAAGCUUCUGUUUACUUCUGUCUAAACCACCAGACAGGAACCAAAGAUGGAUGAGAUCAGAACAAUUAUUUUGAACUUUGCAUCCACUGCAAUUUUAUAAAAGACAAUUUUUCAUGUGCUUUCUCAUUUUGCCCCUAAACCUUUUUUUUUGAUGUUAUAGGAAUAUCUAUUUUAAUACUUCCGGCUGAUCUCAUUGUCACCACAGUGGUGAUGAAUAUAAACAACAGUGUAACUGUUUCUGUUGCUCAUCUGUGACGUGACAUAUGGCUAAGUACGCUGACCCAGACUCAGAAUUCGUUCUCUGCAUUUAACCCAUCCAAAGUGCACACACACACAGCAGUGCAUUUAACCCAUUGAAAAAAGUGCACACACACACACACAGCAGUGCAUUUAACCCAUCCAAAGUGCACACACACACACAGCAGUGCAUUUAACCCAUCCAAAGUGCACACACACACACACACACACACACACACACAGCAGUGCAUUUAACCCAUCCAAAGUGCACACACACAGCAGUGAACACACACAUUGUUAACACACACCCGGAGCAGUGGGCAGCCAUUUAUGCUGCGGCACCCAGGGAGCAGUUGGGGGGUUCGGUGCCUUGCACAAGGGCACCUCAGUCGUGGUAUUGCCGGUCCGAGACUCGAACCCACAACCUUAGGGUUAGGAGUCAAACUCUCUAACCAUUAGGUCACGACUUCCCUUGAGGAAAUACAUCUUAGAGUUACUUUAGACAGAAAUGCACUGAUCUGUCCAUAGUUAGAAAAAAACUGCAUGUACUGUACAGCUGAUGUAAUGUACGCUAGCAGGCAGCAAUAAACGAGUUUAACACUAAGCAGGUACUGAAAUUUCAUACAGAUUUGUCUGUGUGGCAAAUUCCAUGAAAACCAGCAGUUCAGGUCUUCCUCCUUCCUCCUUCCUCCUUCCCGCUUCAGUGCCCUUGUUAUGAAACACGACGUUCGUAGUAAGAAAAACAUAUUUGUCUUCUGUAUGGAAAUAAAAUUCUCAAACAGCUUUUGCUUUACUGCUUAAUUUACCAAAACUUUAAAACUUCUCGCUCGUCCGUUAUAUGAGGUAUUGUUAAAUCACUGGAACAGUAUUACUUUCCUCCGUGAGUUGUAGAUGUGAUCGAUUAGAGAUCCUGGCAGGAAUGAGCAAAAAGAAGAGCUUGAGAAUGGGAGCAAAAACUGUGUUUAAUAAAGAAACACAUGAAGCUUCACUUAGUAAUUGAUUUUUAAGGAAUAUAAAAAUCAGGAAUAAGCUGCCUUAAUAAUAUAAUUAUAAUUAAUAAUUAAUUCUAAUGUGCUUGACAAACUGUGACUAUUAAAUUGGAUCUGUUGUAGAAAAAAACGAACUAUUUCUCGCGCUCCUUUUUGUUGAGUUAAGUUACUGUGCAGUUCUUCACACCUCAGGAUAUAACAGGAUGUAGGAAGUUUAAAAGAGUAAAUUAAAUGAAGAUAUCUGUGAAUAAGCAAAAAGAGAAAGGAUUCGUUUUUUUUUUACUCCUGUAAAUAUCACAUAUUAUUAUUAUUAUUAUUAUUAUUAUUAUUAUUAUUUUUAAAUGAUGAUCAAAUUUAGUAUAUACAGUAUGUGACAUUUUGGUGAUUGUUUGUAUAACGUGAUUCGAUGUCUGUAGAAUUUACAGUAAAACGAUAUGUUGUCGUGAAGUGUUUUACAUUUUCUAAAGCUGCAAAUAAAGCUCUUUUUGAAUGAA
This is a messenger RNA of Tachysurus vachellii, 3532 nucleotides long. It is a transcript of the gene arid6, whose product is annotated as AT-rich interaction domain 6. Gene Ontology annotation, molecular function: transcription cis-regulatory region binding. Gene Ontology annotation, cellular component: nucleus. Lineage: Eukaryota; Metazoa; Chordata; Actinopteri; Siluriformes; Bagridae. The record is from RefSeq and is a predicted model, not a curated record. The transcript has 6 exons. Gene Ontology annotation, biological process: regulation of transcription by RNA polymerase II. Bases 182 to 1711 code for a protein of 509 amino acids.